GGAGUGGCCGGAAGAGGCCCCGUGUGGGAGUGUCACAGGGUGCCAGAGUGAACGCCCGUUGUAUGCGGCUUUCUACACAGCGCUGAACCGCAGGCUACCGAGACCAACUGAACGGUGACAGGCCCGUUAUUAUACCCGCUUUAUUCUCACUUUGUACCGGCUGUUCGCGUGUGUGGAGACCGGAGCCAUGGCUAGCCGCUUUCUGUGGUCCCUCUGCCUGCUGCUGGCGCUGCUGUUGCCGCUCGGAGUCCUUUCUCAAGGCUUUGACCUGGCCGACGCUCUGGAUGAUGGCAGUGAACCAGCGACCCCUUCACCAAAGCCAGCGAAGCCAGCAGCCCCAGCUGGAGGAACUGGAGGAGACAUUAAACUGGAGGACUUACAAGAUCUCGAUGGCACCACCACCACCACCAAAGCCCCGCCCAAGGUCGUGCCCAAAGUUUCCACAGGUACCAAGGCCCCAGUGAAGCCUAAACCCAAGCCAGCUGCGGAUGACUUUGACCUGGGUGAUGCCUUGGACCCCAACAAUGACAUUGGUGGCAAGGAUAAAAACAAGGGGCAGGGAGGUGGAUUUUCUGACGACGAUCUGUUCGAUGUCGGCAAAGACAAUACCUACAAACCUGACAAAGGCAAAGGUGGGCGUCCCAGUGGUGACAAAGAUCAAAUAAACCAGUAUGACGACAACACUGAGACCACAGCAGAAGUGGGCACCAUUGCAGGGAUCGUUAGUGCGGUUGCUAUGGCGCUGGUGGGCGCAAUCAGCAGCUACAUUUCCUACCAGAAGAAGAAGCUGUGCUUCGGUUUACAACAGAGCCUGAAUACUGACAUGGUGAAAGCUGAGAACCCUGAGGCAGUGGUGGCUACAGAACCUCAAGUCCAACAGACUCUCCUGGAGCCACCCAAUGCUGAACCACCCACUGAAGAGAAUGCUGUGUAGUGUAACACACUCACACACAGGUCACCAACCAACAUCUGCUCUUUCCCAAACAUUCCCCACAUAAGCCCCCUGCACACACACACACACACACACACACACACACACACACACCAUUGUGUAGCAUGUCCUGGUUGAUCUUGCAGCUCUGUGCUGUAAACAUUGGGAUUUGUAGUCCUUUUGCACAGAUUCUUUUUAAAUUCUCAGCUGUAAACAUGACCAACAGUGUAUCGAACCUUGCUAAAUGUACGUAUAUAUACUGUAGUUAUUUAUUUUUUACGGUUCGAACACCACUGACAAUGUUGGUCUUCAUUCCGUAAUCCAGCCUUCAGCAUGUACUCAGAGUUGAGUUGUAGCAUUCUGCUGAGCUCCAAACACAGGGAAGUUGGAAUACUGGAAAAGAAAAUAGUGGUUAGUCUUAUUAUACAUUGGAGAAAGAAACUCUUCUGAGCUUCUCUGGGUGUGUGUCGAGCUUCUUUGAGUUCACAGGGAGUCACUGUAGUGAGCUGGAUUUCGAGCGGGUUAAGUUUACAGAUUGAUUUGAUUUAAUUUUAGGACACUGAUUUGUGACUUGAUUGUGGCAUGAUUAGAGCUGAAUUGUAUGUGAACCAGGGAGUGCUGUGAGACACCGCCCAGUCUUCUCUUCUUUUUUUCUCCAGAAUAAUGAAAGUCGUGUUCCAGCUAUCAGCAAUAUCUCAUUUCCUGACUUUGAAUGGAAUUUAGCAGUUUCCCCCUUUUGACACAUACCUGAUGACUUGUAGAUGUCACUUUUGUUGAUGCAGUGAAAUCAAAUGUAAACUGUAACAACACUGUACAGAAUCACAGAAGAGUGAAAUGAAGAACAUUUGACAAUAUUCCCCAGAUUUCGAUUCAAAGCCUUGUAGCAACUUUUAAUGUAAUCAUUUCUGAAAUGUGGUGAUAAAAUGUGUUAAAUGGUCAGAUUAGGUAGUCAACCAUUAUCACAGUUACCUCAUAGAGGCAAGUAACACUAAGGGCAAAGCUUGGACUCAGAAAUCAGGUUACGUCAUGUAACUAAAAAGGAUUCGGAGAGCACCGGCCUCCGCCUAGGCCUUUCCCAUCAGUGAAUUAAAUUGCAUGUAUUGGCCCUGUGAUUCAGAUCCGUUGUUUCUUCUCCAAACUUCAUGAAAAUCAGCCCGGUACUUUUUCUGCUGACAAACUUGGCAGACUAACAAUGUGAGUUUCUCUUAUUCCUACAUGUGACUUUAUAAUUUAAUUUAUUUUAUUUUCAGUUGACUUUAUUAUCAUUAUGAGGUUAAAAUCUGUGAUUCUGAUUAUAAUGUUAUCAAUAACCAUUAUUAAUUGAAGUUUCCCCAAGAGGUUUAAUUACAUUUUGACCCGCUUGGAAAAUGUAUACGGUCCUUAAAUGGGCUCCACAUUUAGUCCAUGAGUGGGACAUACCUUAUAGAACUGGACUUACUGCAGGUAGCUACUGUUUACAUCAUGUGACAGUUGCAUCAUUAGUUGCUACAUGUUGCCUCAUGUACACCCUCAUGUUGUCCAUCUUCAUGUACAAAGUUGCCUUAUUCAGAUUUGGAUCUUUUUGCAGUGGGGAAAAAAUAAGGCGUCCAAACAUUUGUUUCUACUUACAACCUGUGACUUUUUAUAGUGUAAAUAUUCUUUUUUUUUCUUCUUUUUUUUAUGAAAAUGCCUAAUUAAGGAAGCCUGGCUUGGUUUUUAAAAAGUGAUGUUGAAAUAGUUGUGAUUAGAGUAGUUAAGUCAAGGAAUAACGGGGAUGGGAAAGAAAAAAAAAACUAACAUGUAGCAUAAAAACGAUGCUAGCGAACUCAGUUCCACUGCAGCUUAAAGAUGCACAGCACUUACUUCUCGCUCUCGGUUCAUUUGAAAAGAGAUUUUUUUUCAGUGGGAAGCUGUUUAAAAAAGAGAAAACCUCAACUCUGUUCGGCAAAAAGCUGUGACAAAGCUCUUGGACAGGCAAAUAAAUGUGUGAAAUGUGACUUUGUGUUGAAGAUACAAAUGCUACAUUCAGAAGCUAAUAUUGUUUGUGCUAUGUGUUAAUGUCUUGGCACUGAGGUUCUAGUGUGUGCAGAAUAAUUCUAAAAUGUGUCUUUAUCCACGGUGGCCAUUUUACAUUUACAUUAUUGUGAUACGGGGAAGUAGCAUUAUGCUAAGAUGUAUAAAAGUAGCACAACUCAAAACACAAAAGCGAAAGAGAGCCUAGACGGCUAUUGGCCCUAGCAUAAAUUGCUAAUAACAAUUUAAAGGAAUCCUUUGGAGUUUUCCUGUUAAGAAAUGUGUAUCUAUCCUUGAGCCAUUACAUACACGAUAAAUGCAUUUACUUCCAUGUAACAUAUAAGCUAGUUGAGCCGGCACAUUGCUACAUUUCUUGACCACCAACGUUGAUUAGUGGAUUAGCACGAAGCCGUUAGCCGGAAUGUGAAGCGCAUAAUCAGCAUAUAAGGUAUGCAAACAAAACAGGGACAUGCUACUACAAAGCAUUGCUACAGCACAACUGUAGUCAAAAGCUCCACUGGAGACCCGCUCCAGUUACGCUCCUAAUGAUAGGUAUUCAACUGUAUAUACAUACCUUUCACUAGGAGAGUAACAUUAGAAAAACUGGUUCGGAAUCCGGAAAAAGCAUCACAAGUUUUGCCCAACUUAUUGCAAUUACAAUUAUCACCUCAGUAUGCUUCAACCACACCGGUUUGUAAUGAGGUGGAAAAACAAAAGUGGUCAUACAUGUUGCACCUGAUGGCUGCAUCCCACUGGCCAAUCACUGCGUACAGUGGCAAUGAUUGACAGUCACCAACUCCGUGAUUCCGCCGUCUGAAAAAGGGCGAAUGCAAAGCAGAUUUUUACUUGCAUGAACGCGGUCACUGGAGUGUUUUUUGGUGUAUUUUGCAACUCACAAAUGUUUUUCCUGAACAGCGAAUUAGAGUUUCCCAAAUUUGUCGCUGAAGUUGAACCAUUUAAACUAACGCAUUCAUUCAUUGCAUUUGGAUGUAAUCGUUCCGCUUCGCGUUCGGUCCGAACACAUUGUUAGAGGAUCAGACAAAUGUGUUUGUUUGAAGCAUGCAGAACCUUUAAUGGACUUCAAAAUGGCCACAAUGGAACAAGAUUUGAGUUGUUUGAGAAAGAUGAAGUCAGAGGAGAGUUUGAAUCAGUUGGCACAAAAACAUUAAAAACUAGAAGUCUGCUUUAGCCGCCGCGUAGAUGAAGUUAGUAGCAGUAGUUAGCUUUAGAAUCUUUAAUAGUGUCAUGAUGAGUGCUUUUUUUGUGAUGGUUGUACAUAUUACUGUGAGCAUUUCUGUCUUUGGACUAUUAGCAAUGUGUAAGAGAGCAUAUUUAAGCUCCAUAUUAUACUCUUUAGUGUGUGUGUGUGUGUGUUUACACUCUCCGCCUGCUCUUUUUACACUUUGUACCUGACUUUGCUAAUAACGGAACUUAACUUUUUGUAGAUAGUUUUACUGCUUCUUUGUUCUGUGCUGCCAACGCUUUGUUGUUUGCCUGAAGAUGUCUCGAGAUCGGAAAUCACUCACCGUUUUUCUAUACCGUCUGACAUUUAGUCUGUCUGUCGUUUUAUAGCACCGCUCAGAAUCUCUGGUGACAAUUAUUGAACCCUAUGUGGGGGACUUGAGGUAUCCCACAAUGCCUCAUGCCUCAUUUCCACUGCGCGGUUCGGCCCGACUCGCUUUUGGUACCACGUCCUUAUCUUAUUGCCAUUUGUAAAAAUCUGGGUCUAGUGAAUUUCAGAAAUAUCAAUCGCUAUUAAUGCAGGAUGUCCCACAUCACACUAGUGACGAUUCUUCCCGACCAAUCAGAGGUCUGCAGUGCUUUAACACCACCCUUUAGUAUCGGCUCGGCUCACAUGGAACCUCGACCGAGGUGGCACCCAAAAAAAGGUACCAGUGACCAAUCCACAACUUUUGCCAAUUGAGAACCAAAACAGAGCGAGUCGAGUAGAGCCGUACCAUGCAGUGUAAAUGUGGCAGUAGAGAAUAAUGCUGCGUUCACGUCGCGGGUUAUGGAAGCUAGCUACGGUCGGGUUUUACUAACUUGAGAACCUUCCCUCUAACAGACAACAAAAGGACAACCCUCUGUUUGGGUCACAGCACUCUAUCCAAGUUGUGUUCGUCUUGUUUUGCCUGACCGGAGGCAUCUUCCAAGUCCGAUAUUUCCGCUAACCGUUUCCCAGUCACAAUUACGACGUGGGCGCUCUGCUUGACUCUUGCGCCGGUCUUUACGAUUUCCACAGUUGUCAUUUCAGAUCGUGCUUGAACACGCGUGCCUCUUGAACCGCUCACGGUUCCUUGGCGGCGAUCGGCUGGUCGAUCCUCAAUUAACACGUCUUUAAAAACUGCCAACCAGACGGCGAUGUAUUUCUGUAAUGUCCAGAAUAAAGACCAGUAGAAUACCACGUGUGGCGUGGACGUGGCAUUAGCUGUGAUGGGCAAUGAUCUGAGUGGUGUCUGAUAGAAUAGUCUGUAUCUACACGGAGGUGAAUGCAGUAUGUGUUGUAUGAGCUGUGAAUAGCGUUGGCGGUGUGUUCCGUAUCUGACAGGAUGCAGCAGUCCCGCAUGAAUACCACACCCCGGUCUCCUCCAACGAUGCCUUGGAAAAAAGCUUUGCACCACUCCUCUAAAAGUCCUUAAACACUUUUUUAAAAAACGAUCCGACUCUGGGACUUGAAGUGGUCGGAGAACCGAACUGUGCUUUGGUCGUGCGUGGAUGCCGUCGGCUGUAAUUCAAAUGGUGCUUCUCUCUCUGCCUUACACCCUGAGCUACACCCCGCCCCGUACCCACACCGACCAACAGCCGUCCGGUCGAGCUCGGGCCCGCAGAGAGCCGAUCUCCACUCAAAACUACAAACCUUUCCGUUUACUGAAUGUAUCACGUGUCUGAAUGCGACACGGAGAAAAAACUUUCAGCUGUAGCAAAAACUUUCAGCUGUAGCAAAAACAUUCAGCUGUAGCAAAAACUGCAAAUUCACCAAAGAUGUUGCAUGAAUUGAGAUUGGCUUUGCCAGUAUGCAUUGGGACUGAACGAAAAAAAUAAGGUUUUGGAAUAAUCGAGAAGGAUUGAAUGGGUUUGCUGGGUAGACGAGGAUUUGAUAGAUCAGAGUACGGAUGAUAAAUAAUGUGUCCCGACCUGCACACCGAUCACUUAGAAACACGACGCCGGGGUUAUUGACACUGGACGUUGAUGAUUCAGUGUUGAUCCACGAUGCAGAGGAGCUGGUUACCAGACUGUACAGGACACGAUAUGAUCAACAUCUGUAUGAUCUAUACAGGUGUGCGUAUAAAUAGUCAGCUGUAGCUGUGGAAUGGUGGAGUGAAAGCAAAGGUCCAGAGAAGCAGCUGUUAUGUCACUAAAUAACAGGUCUGUUUUUACAAAGCGUGCUAAACAUACUCAAGGCCGAGAUUUCAGUUCACUUUUUAAAGUCGUCCCAUCCAAUUUCUGAUAAUGCAUUAUAAUAAUGUUAACAUUGCAUUAUUAGGGCUGUCAAAAAAGAAAAUCCAACUUUAGGAAAUCCACACUAACACAUAUCGAUUGCUUACCGUGGCAACAUGAAUGCAACCGUUGAAACCGAGCCUGGCCCGGUUACACCGUUAGCUCGCUUUGUAAAGUGCCUGCGUGGCGUCACAUGUGACGUCGGUCACCGUGUCCCGUGAAGCCGGUCGACAUCCCGGGACCCUCACGCUUUCUGUCAUGGCCCUCGGAGGGGCCGGCUCUACGGAGCCACCUGUCACAUACGACACAGACGCCCGUGCAGCACACUGCUCUCAUACACACACACACACACACACACACACACACACACACUUUGAUGCAUGCUUUUCUCUACAUACACUUUACUCUGUGCGUCUUCCUGACAACUGAAUGUUGGAGUCUUCAUGAAGUGUAACAUUAGAACAUUAGAAGUCUCUGGCAAUGUCACAGGAACUUGUUAUAUGAAGCGAUUCAAUAAAACAUUUC
Messenger RNA from Cyclopterus lumpus (lumpfish), 6886 nucleotides. RefSeq names its product CD99 molecule-like 2 (gene cd99l2). The record is from RefSeq and is a predicted model, not a curated record. NCBI's taxonomy places the organism in Eukaryota, Metazoa, Chordata, Actinopteri, Perciformes, Cyclopteridae. The transcript has 10 exons. Bases 188 to 934 code for a protein of 248 amino acids.